CAAUGUUUUCGCAGAGGCUUUACAAGACCAAGCGACGACGUGGGCGAGGUCAACUUUGUCUGAAAUGGUAGCUUCGCCACACUCGACGGCCGUUUCCAUCUCCGCCUGGUUUCCGACAGAAAUAAACGCUGCUGCGAGGGCAUCUGGCGCGCCGAUUGCGACUGAGAGGAGCAUGAGCCUUCUUAGGGGUAUUCGGGAGCACGGUGGAGCCAGCCUUGGAACCCAGUCAUAAAAUCAACUCCAUGGAAGCCUUCUUGGCUUUCGCGAACCUCUCGACCCCUAGGCUCGAUUAUGGAGACACCACAUACUAUCUGCGGGCGAAUUCUAAUACCAUGCCCUGAUGAGAGAGUUGUAAACCCAAGUUGGAACAACGAACAGGUCGGCAAGAUCGCAACACAAUCGCCACUUUUCGAACGACAAAUACUGCGACUUCAGCAAGACAGCAAAUACAAGUGGACAAUACAUUUGAAAGACACGGAUGAUUUUCGUAACGAUGAAUUUAGCGCGUUCAUUGCUAAGCUAGGGCAACCAUGCGAACAGUCCACGGGCAUGGGAGUCGAAAGGUUGUGCAGCCGCUGCAGUGCUAUGUGGUAUUUCCAAAUCGUUCCUUCAAAAGUUCAUCUUGCAACAUUUGCCACAAAUGCCGAAGGACACUCAAUCGCUUCGGGUUCUCAGGUCUCAACAAUCUCAUCUGUGCCCACUCCUGCAUCUGGGAAUUCAGCAUCUCGAGUAGUAACAAGCUCCGAAACUUCAGGCAGUGAACGAGAACGUUGGUGCUGGAAUAGCAACGGUGAUCACACGUCUCGGGAGACUUCUCUGAAACUGGCAAACGUCGCUCUCGUUCUCGGCUGGAAAGAGGUGUUUAAGAAGGAAUUAAAAACAGUGGUAUGGAACUGGCCCCAAGAGACUCUGGGAGAACCAGAUACGCCAAUUCAUUAUCUGCAGAAAGAUAGCGCGAAAGGACUGAAUAGGAGGAGGAAACGGGAAAUGAAAGAGAUUAGAGAUUGGUUUGACUCGUACCAAGCGAACAAUUCGAAACUCCCCCAGAAGGUCAAGGAGACCCUACAAGAAAAGUGUCGCAAGGAAUUCGACGACAAGAAUCCAUACUCAUGGAUGAUAUCACUGCAAAACACGCUGCUACCAAGUGAUAGGCUUCCCCGGCACGAUUCCGCAUUAUCUCAGCAGUCUGCAGCGCCGGCAAAAAUCCACAACCACCACCACCACCGCGGUGGGAAUCCCUCAGGCUCGGGGGCCCUCAAAUACUUCCAGAAAAAGGCCAUACAAUGGUCAGAUCACCCCGAAAUUAAGAAGGCAGUGGAGGAAAUGCUCACAGGAGCCCACAACUACAUUGAAGAGCGACAAAAUACGGUGGCAGAGAAGUUGUGGGUUUGGAGAGACGAACAGGUCAAGAGCUGGGAAGAUGUGUUGGAAGAGAGAUACCCCAAUGAGACACCAAAUAGUGUGGAUAUACAGGCACCGGCAGCAAACGGGCUCGGGGAGCAACCCCAGCCUGCGCCGGAAGGUAGUUUCAUUGGAAACAAGUUGUUGGAUCAAUGAUGAUCGUGAUUCAAGGCUUGAGGGAGGACUGCGUGUCCGGCUAGGAGCCGCGAAGCGCUUGCCGGACCCGUGUGUUUUAUUUUUGCGAGAAUGAUCAAAAAGCUGUUGGCACUGAAAUGUUUGGAAGGAAGGAUGGGGAGGGAUACGGCUGUA
Messenger RNA from Hyaloscypha bicolor E, 1710 nucleotides. RefSeq lists its product as uncharacterized. Bases 292 to 1557 code for a protein of 421 amino acids. The record is from RefSeq and is a predicted model, not a curated record. Lineage: Eukaryota; Fungi; Ascomycota; Leotiomycetes; Helotiales; Hyaloscyphaceae. The transcript has 2 exons.